Anarrhichthys ocellatus (wolf-eel) is the source of this 763-nucleotide messenger RNA. RefSeq names its product protein PTHB1-like. Gene Ontology annotation, cellular component: BBSome; membrane. The transcript is spliced from 3 exons. The record is from RefSeq and is a predicted model, not a curated record. Gene Ontology annotation, biological process: cilium assembly. Bases 22 to 360 code for a protein of 112 amino acids. NCBI's taxonomy places the organism in Eukaryota, Metazoa, Chordata, Actinopteri, Perciformes, Anarhichadidae.
AAGGUGGUGGUGGGCAGCUACAUGGGGAUGCUACGGAUAUUCUCCCCACAUGCCAACACCAAGACCAGCGAGGGAGGUCCUGCCGAGGCCCUGCUCCUCGAAGUCCAGCUUCAGAACGCCAUCAUCCAGGUGGAAGUGGGCAAGUUUGUCUCGUGUUCGGACCUUCUUCAUCUGGCUGUUCUUCACCCCAGGAAGUGUUCCAUCUUCUCUGUUUCAGGCACUGCAGGCAACGUGGAGCACGGUGACCAGUACCAGCUGAAGCUGGUUUACGAGCACAAUCUGAAGAGGACCGUCUGCAACAUGACCUACGGCCCCUUUGGAGGCGUCACGGGUAGGACUCGACAUUCAACGCUUCUUUAACGAGAGGGAAACACAUUUCUGUUUAUUCAUUUGCUUACGGGACAGUGCACAUUAAUCAACAUUUCAGUUUCCACCUCAAUGUACAUGAUUACAUCUGUCGUCCCUGGGCAGGUCUUUACUAUAAUGGUGGCCUAAUAUUAUGAGUACAAUUCAACAGCAAACACUACAGUACAACACAAUAGAAUACAUGAAUACAUGAGACAUUGUAGGUUCAGUUUAGGGCGAGGGUUGGUGUUCAACAUUUAGUUGAGAUGUUUAAGAUUUGGGGCAAGAGAAUUCAUCAUGUCAGCGUCCUCACAAGUGUACAAGUACAAAUGUGUGUACUUGUGUGAACAUCUGUGCAUGUGCCGUGGCAAACGUGGUAAUUGGUAUAAACUAUAAAAAAGUCUCUAAGAGGAGCGAA